GUCGACAGAGUGACGUCAUCACCCAGCAGGCUGGCACAUGACGCCCCGUGGCGUCAUAACGCAAGGAGCUGGGCGGGGUACCAGGGUCAGAUGACGUCAGCAGCCUGAGGGACUAUGUAGCUGAGCUGAUUUAAUUAGGGUUCCACCAGGAGGGGCGUCCGUCAUGCGGCCACCCUUUCUGGCCAGUCUGUUCCUGGUCCUCUUCCUGCGUGCGGAAUGUUCCCUGCCGGACUGCAGAUGGUUAGCCGUGCUGAACAGUUAUGAUAACCUCGGGGGGAGCCGAGAUAUCUUCUUCAGGCAGCAUGAAAUCCGCAAAGUAAGGGAGGUCUUCAAGGAACUGAUCGAUUCGGCCAUUGACCCCAACGACAAAGAUGCCCAUUACCUGGGAUUUCCGUACUUCCUGAAGAUUAAUUUGACGUGCAGCCAGACGGAUGCCGAAUUGUCUCUCCGGGCGGGUCAUUACAGCGGCAUGCUGCCCAUUGUGACGGUCACCUUUGAGGAGCCCAUCCACUCUGUGCGUCAGAAACAAGAGCAACUGCGGAUUGAAAUGAGAGCCGCUCCGUUCAGGAUUUCAGAAGCCUGUGACAGUGAGGAGGUUUGCAGGAUGUGCUGGUAUACCCCGAUGCCCUUCAUGAACGGCAGUGCGGUGAUGGACGUGAUGGUCUCCAGCAAUAACCUUGGUCUCCCUGUGCAGCAUAAGAGGUUCUCCAUCAACGUGAACGGAUAUGUGAAAUUAUUUGAAAACAGGAUUACAUUCAGGAUCGGAUCACAGCUGGUUGGUUUGAAGACUUUCCUAAGUCUGACCGACCCGUCACGUCCCUUGUGGAGUACACACCUACGUGUCCCGGUGCUCAUCCUCGGUGAUAUUCCCAAGAAUAAGAUUGUCUUAAUCUCAGACACGGGGUUUGAGGACAGCUAUCCAAUAGAGCUGAGCAUCGACAGCUGCUGGAUUGGCUCCAUCUCCUGCCCGCAGAAGGGCUUCUCUUCCUCCAUCGUGGACACCAUAGCCACAGAGAGCACCCUCUUCAUCCGACAGAACCAGCUGGUCUAUUACUUCACAGGGCACUACCCGGUCUUGCACGUGAAUACCUCCGGCUCGGAACUAUGGACGCGCAUUUUGAACAACGUCUGUGUGAGACGGUUAAAUCCAGUGUUUUUCCCUAAGAACAACACAGAGUUUGUGAUUGCUCUCGGUGGCGGCUGGCAGGAAGGCGAACUCUUCCUUAUUACUGUAAAAGAUGGAAUUGUGAAGGCCUCCGGGAGUUUGAGGUCUAAGAAGAGGAACGUGUGCGACUUCAUGAGAUUUAGGCAGUGCUCCAUCGUGUGGGCGGUCUUUUCGACAGAGGAGAACAUGUUCUAUUUGCUGGUGUCCGAGAAAGACACAGGACCUCACUUCAUCGUGGCCUACUAUCGAGGGGAAGAAUAUUUUCAGCAGAUUUACGACAUCCCUCAGUUUGUUCCCAAGGCCUCUGAUAAAGGAUUUGUGAUGCUGCUGGGAAUGGAGCAGUAUACAGACAAGAAUCUCCUCCCGCGAGGCUUGGCAUUCAACCCUUACAGCAAGAUCUUCUACGUCUGGGGGAAUGUCAUCUUAAAAAGCAACGACAUGAUGAGUUACAUAUACCUCUCAAACUUCCCCAGCAAAGUCCCCAUCAAAUAUUUUGUGCUGUCCUUCACCGGGAACAUUGCCUUUGUGACGGAUACGGAUGAGGUCUGGGUGGCCAAGGAGAUCAGCACUGAGGUCAAGCAGGUCUACCCGUCCCAAGCCUGGUCCCUCUACAACACCUUGCAGGUGAUGAGGGGCUCCAAGGAUUACGACUUGGACGACAACCAUUCCAUCAUCACCAUUUUCUUUGACCGAGACGGGAUGCAAGAGCUUGUUUACAGGGAGGAUUCCAGAACCACUGGAAGAAUCAUUAAAAGGAAUUUCCCUUUGGAUCAUGUCUUGACCUAUGACCAGUUGAUCAACACGCCUCACAAAGAGAUGACAUACAAUGGGCUCAACUACAUCCGAUUCACCCACCGCUGCCCCUUUGCCGUUCUCCGCUUGGUGGACUUGCCCCUGCCCCAGCGCUUCACCCGGAUGGAGCAUUACCGGGCCCGGCCGCCGGAGAUCAUGGAGAAGACGGGCUUCCACGAUGACAGGUCGCUGAUGGUGUACCAGGGAUUGGUUUACCAGCUGCUCCAGUUGCACUCUGCCUACCACAGGUCCUACGCUGACCCAGUCCAUGACCCCACCUGGCGCUGGUGGAAGAACAAGAAAAAAGAUGCGGAGUACUACUACUAUAUGGCGAGCAACUGGAAGUCCUCGGGAGGCAUCUACGUUGACAUGGCCAACUACGCCAAAAUCUACAACCUCAUCCCCAACAAUUUGCUGCCGGGCAUGAUCUACCUGGACAAGAAGACCGAGUACACCUUCUCCGUUUACCUGAGCAUCAGGACAACUAAACAGAGCAUGGGAGAAACAGCGGAAGAAAAUUCCCUCCACUACAUGUGGCUGACAGUCAUUUUAGCCCAUCCCGAAUAUAUCCACAUCAAUCUCCAGAGGAAUGAACUUAUCAGCAGAGGCUCUGUGCUGUACCGGGUGACCAUCGGGGACAACGGCAUAUACCCGAGGCAACAGCUCAGCGGGAAGAACCUCCUGAAAAGCUCUGCAAGCUUAAAGGUGGCUCAUUCAGGAAUGAACUGCUACGGCUACACAGCCCAUUCACCUGAGAUAAAGGGCACUGCCGUGGUCGGCAUCAGCAUCGGAUGCCCCCCAGGCAAGAGGCUGGCCUUUGACAUCACCUACACCAAGAACUACACCGAAGAGAAGAACAAGCGGUACUUUGAUUGUGUCAUACCAGACCCUGAGAUGCCCUGCUUCUACUUCAGCGACGUGUUUUACCCCUUCUUUUUGAUCCAAGACAUGGUGACCGGAGACUCGGGGCGUUUCAAUGGGAGCUACAUCUUCACAAUCAUUGGCGGAGGACCGUUUUCAGUGGACAACAUCCAGUACUUCACCAAAGAGGAGAUCUAUUUAUAUAACACCAUGAAUGGCAGUGACUCCUCAAGUUUGAUCUGGCUGAGAGCCGAUGGCGAAGAAGAUAUGGUCAACUCCGAAGGGUUCCAAGUCCUUUCUCAAGCCAGCUCUGGGAUAGUGUGGGUGUGCCAGAAGAAUUCUCCCUGUUAUGAUAUUGUUCCCGAAACUAUGUCAGCGCCUGAGUACUACUUUGUGGUCAAAGUGUCCAACAGGGGAGUCGACCAGACUACCUAUUGCGAUUACGCCUUGGAGUUCAUUGUCCACGUCCACGGCCUGCGUCUCAGCCCCUCCCGGUCGCUUUUUCUCCUGAAGAUCUCAAUGGCCGUCACGGUUGGCCUCCUCAUUCUUUACAUAGCCGUUUAUGCACUGGGCCCCAAGGUCAAGGCCCACAUCACCAGGCUCUCCCGGCGGCUGGAGGAAGCCUUCGCCUUCCGAGCAGCCUCCAGCCUCACCUUCUCGUCGUCGUUCACCAGCCAGGCCUCCCUGCAGCAUCUGCCUUCCGUGGCCAGCCGUACCAGUUCGCCACCGUUCCCAUCCAGACCAAACACUCCAGGCUCCGGAUCAGGCGGAGGGCAGUGACACCCACUGCCCUGCUCCCUCUACAUCUGGGUGCCUUCCCCCUUCGGCAGCGCCACCGCUUCCGACCGUCACAAGCAAAGGGCUCCUCUCGGCUUGGCGGUUGCCUGACGUGGGAGAUUUCUGGAGUCCAGUCAGCAGCAGACCUUUAGACGUUACUAUUUGUGGCCGUUCUUCAGUCCCUGCUGGAGGAUCCCCUGGGCUCAGCCACAGGUCGCUUGCAGGUGAUUCCGGGAAGUGUGUCUACAGUCGUCCACAUUCUCUGUAUGGCACCGACACAGAUAUACAGGCAGCCUAUAUGGGUCUCCAAGCAUGUUGUUUGAUAGGCCUGUUCACAAGCAGUACACGACAGAGGCUUAGGCGUGGCUCCAGAAGUGAUCACUGUUAAGAGCAGUGGUGCUGGGGCAGCUCCAGGAACCACCUCACCUUGCUAGAUACUUUACAAAUUCUAGCCUUUCCCACCAGGUCCAGAGGAACUCUGAUUUUAAAAAUUGCACCUGUGUCUUUGUGUAUAUCGUUCUGAUUACUGGACUCUCACCGUAGACGGCUUGUGGUUCCUUGCCCUGGUGCUUCCCGAACCAUUAGCUACUCCCUGGCGGCGUAAUGGGCUGCAGAAUUAAUUUGCGCAAAGUUAAAAAAGUUAGGCGUGGUGGAGUUUUUGUUAAUUUGUUUGGUCUGUUUUUUAAAAAUAUUUUUAAAGAAGCAGUUAUGUUCACGUAAAGUAGGCAUGGGAAAGUAUCUGCUUUUGCAUGUGAAUUCCUGACCCGGCUUCCUUUUAACAAAAUCCUUAGGUUAGACAAUUUGUGAAUGGAUGGCGACCUUUUGCAUCUUCUUUCAGCUCAUUCUUAGAUGUCUUUUAACCACUAUUCUUUUUACUUAGAUACAUGUUUCUAUUAAUUUUCUUCCCAGUUUGUCAGUCACGCCAGAACAUCGCAUUUUAC
Pogona vitticeps (central bearded dragon) is the source of this 4536-nucleotide messenger RNA. RefSeq names its product catsper channel auxiliary subunit gamma (gene CATSPERG). The record is from RefSeq and is a predicted model, not a curated record. Lineage: Eukaryota; Metazoa; Chordata; Lepidosauria; Squamata; Agamidae. Gene Ontology annotation, cellular component: motile cilium; sperm principal piece; CatSper complex.